This is a messenger RNA of Cajanus cajan (pigeon pea), 1931 nucleotides long. It is a transcript of the gene KCS10, whose product is annotated as 3-ketoacyl-CoA synthase 10. Gene Ontology annotation, cellular component: membrane. NCBI's taxonomy places the organism in Eukaryota, Viridiplantae, Streptophyta, Magnoliopsida, Fabales, Fabaceae. Gene Ontology annotation, molecular function: acyltransferase activity, transferring groups other than amino-acyl groups. Gene Ontology annotation, biological process: fatty acid biosynthetic process. The record is from RefSeq and is a predicted model, not a curated record.
AGUAUACUAUGAUCAUAACGAUAAUCUGAAUUCCAAGGGCAUGGCUAGCGAACGUGACAUGUUCUCAGCGGAGAUCGUGAACCGUGGGAUUGAAUCAACGGGACCGAACGCCGGAUCGUUGACGUUCUCGGUGAGGGUUCGGAGGAGGUUACCGGAUUUUCUUCAGUCGGUGAAUCUAAAGUACGUGAAAUUGGGGUACCAUUAUCUCAUAAACCAUGGCAUAUACUUGUUCACCAUACCAGUUCUUCUGGUGGUGUUCAGUGCGGAGGUUGGUAGUCUGAGCAAAGAGGACCUGUGGAAGAAGCUUUGGGAAGACGCGCGUUACGACCUCGCCACCGUUCUCGCUUCCUUUGGCGUCCUCGUUUUCACCUUCUCUGUUUACUUCAUGUCCAGGCCACGUCCCAUUUAUCUCAUUGAUUUUGCAUGCUAUAAACCCCAAGAUGAACUCAAGGUAUCUCGGGAGCAAUUCAUGGAGGUAGCAAGGAGGUCCGGGAAGUUCGACGAAGGGAGUCUGGAGUUCCAAAAGAGGAUGCUAAUGUCGUCGGGAAUCGGCGACGAGACAUACAUCCCAAAGGCGGUGAUAUCCUCCGCCGAGAACACGGCCACCAUGAAGGAGGGCCGCGCGGAGGCCUCGAUGGUGAUGUUCGGAGCCCUGGACGAGCUCUUCGAGAAGACACGUGUCCGGCCAAAGGACGUGGGAGUCCUGGUCGUCAACUGCAGCAUCUUCAACCCCACGCCGUCGCUGUCGGCCAUGAUCAUCAACCACUACAAGAUGAGAGGGAACAUCCUCAGCUACAACCUCGGUGGCAUGGGGUGCAGCGCCGGCAUCAUAGGCGUGGAUUUGGCCAAAGAUAUUCUUCAGGCCAACCCUAAUAACUAUGCGGUUGUCGUCAGCACUGAGAUGGUGGCCUUCAACUGGUACCAGGGGAAGAAUAGGUCUAUGCUUAUUCCAAAUUGUUUCUUUCGCAUGGGUUGCUCUGCGCUUUUGCUUUCUAACCGCCGUCGUGACUAUAGCCGCGCCAAGUACCGUCUUGAGCACGUCGUUCGCACUCAUAAAGGUGCCGAUGACCGUAGCUUCAGGUGUGUGUACCAAGAGGAAGAUGAGCAAAAACUGAAGGGACUAAAGAUCAGCAAAGACCUAAUUGAGAUUGGUGGUGAUGCCCUAAAAACAAACAUCACCACACUAGGACCCUUGGUGCUACCCUUUUCUGAGCAGCUCCUCUUCUUUGGCACCCUUGUGUGGAGGCACUUGUUUGGCAGCAAAAGUGAUGGAAACUCACCAUCAAUGAAGAAGCCAUACAUCCCUGACUACAAACUGGCUUUUGAGCACUUUUGUGUGCAUGCUGCAAGCAAGACCAUUCUUGAUGAGCUUCAAAGGAACUUGGAACUAAGUGACAAGAACAUGGAGGCAUCAAGGAUGACACUGCACCGCUUUGGCAACACUUCUAGCAGCAGCAUUUGGUAUGAGUUGGCUUACAUGGAAGCAAAGGAGAGUGUGAGAAGAGGAGACCGUGUUUGGCAACUAGCAUUUGGCUCAGGCUUCAAGUGCAACAGUGUGGUUUGGCGUGCCAUGCGACGAGUCACCAAGCCUUCUAGGAACCCUUGGCUUGACUGCAUCAACAGAUACCCUGUUGUUUGAAGGCACUGCUAUUAUUAUUAUUAUUAUUAAUCAACUAGUUACAAUGUCAUGUGAUGAAAUCUAUGGUUAUUAGGAUCAAUAAGGGUAGUUCUAAGUUGGUCUUUAAAUUUCAAGCUGCAUGCAUGCUUUCGGUUUCUUUCCUCAUUUUAUUAUUAUUAUUAUUCCUGGCUUGGAAUUGUAUACUUUUAAUUCCUCAUCAGGCAUAUGGCUGCCUCCUUGUUUCUUUGUCUCCUUAUAGGAUGAUUGAUAUCAAACUUGAUGAAUGACUAUUACCUUUAAGUCAAUGCUACUA